GAUCUUUCUGCAUCCCUGUCUAAUUGAUCCAUGUUUCCGAACUCUCCCUUGUAACCUUCACGAGCAGCCAAAAUGAAGUUGAAGCAUAACAUCAACCCUGUUCUUCUACAGUUUAUAAACUUUAUAAUCUUGGUGUACUCCUUUGUAACGUACAUUCCGUGGUACAUAUUUUCAGGAUCAAGGCAAGCUAUAGCAAAAGCCAAGCAGGUUAAAGCUAAACCUGUGAAUAACAAGCCUGGAGGUGCAUACAGAUCUGUUAACAGUCUACACUGCUUAGCUUCAGUUUUAUAUCCUGGGUGUGAUACACUCGACAAAGUUUUUAAAUAUGCUAAAACUAAAUUUAAGGACAAAAAACUCUUGGGAACACGUGAAAUCCUAAAAGAGGAAGAUGAAAUCCAGCCAUCAGGAAAAGUUUUUAAAAAGGUCAUCCUUGGCAAGUACACCUGGCUUUCAUAUGAAGAUGUAUACAUUAAAGCUGUUAAUUUUGGAAAUGGCUUAGCAGUUUUGGGUCAGCAACCAAAGACUAACAUUGCUAUCUUUUGUGAGACUAGAGCGGAGUGGAUGAUUGCAGCACAGGCCUGCUUUAUGUGCAACUACCAGC
Leptosomus discolor (cuckoo roller) is the source of this 601-nucleotide messenger RNA. The record is from RefSeq and is a predicted model, not a curated record. Lineage: Eukaryota; Metazoa; Chordata; Aves; Leptosomiformes; Leptosomidae.